Messenger RNA from Cantharellus anzutake, 1077 nucleotides. Its product is annotated as putative isomerase YbhE. The record is from RefSeq and is a predicted model, not a curated record. The coding region runs from base 1 to 1077 and encodes 358 amino acids. Gene Ontology annotation, molecular function: 6-phosphogluconolactonase activity; protein binding. NCBI's taxonomy places the organism in Eukaryota, Fungi, Basidiomycota, Agaricomycetes, Cantharellales, Hydnaceae. The transcript is spliced from 4 exons.
AUGUCGUAUAAGAUCCUGGUAGGAUCGUACACCGACCGCAUAACUACCCUGGCGUUUGAUCCAGAUCGCAAGACCCUUCAAGUGCUUUCAACCGUCCAGGCAGGACAAAGUCCAUCAUGGAUAGCACAACAUCCUACCGACAAGUCACUUAUUUUUGCUACAAACGAAGUGGAGGAUGGGAAAAUCCAACUGUUCAGACUCGCUAAGGAUGGGCGAUUAACUUUCCUCGAGGAAUGUUCAUCGGGCGGAGCUCUUCCUGCCAAUUUAGGGGUGUCUGAGGAUGCGGUCGUGGUUGCCAACUACAUGGGAAGCUCUAUCCUAGAGGUGCCGCUCUCUGCUACCUCCCCAUACCUGCAGCAGCGACGCCAGGACCCUAUCACAUUCGAAGGGAAAGGCCCUAACAAGAGUCGUCAAGAAUCUUCACACCCUCAUCAAGUUAUCCUUCGUCAUGGGACACAAAAGGAAAUCCUAGUUCCUGAUUUGGGCGCUGACAAGAUCUGGCGACUGACUGAGGGCGACGGAGGCAAAUGGAGCGUUGCCGGCUCUAUCGAUUUUGUACCGGGCAGCGGUCCCAGGCACGCAGUGAUACAUGACAACAUUAUUUACACAGCUCUUGAACUCACCAAUGAGGUUGCAUCACACAUUUUCACUGAGCGCCCUGGAAAGUCCAUCCCGCUCGGGUCACUCUCAAGUCUUCCGCAGGGUGCGAAGCCAGAAAACCUCCUUGCCGAAAUCUUGAUCAGUGAUUCCACGCCACUGCAUCCUAUCCCACUCCUGUAUGUAUCGAAUCGGAAUGAAGGGCCGCCAGGAGGCGAUUCCAUCGCGAUAUUCACACUGCAUCAGCACACAUUGUUGUAUGAGUUUGAUGGGGAGUCACAGUUCAAACUCGUUAAUUCUGUGGCAACUGGUCUACAUCAUCUCCGUGGGAUGAGUAUUGGGGGUAAUGAUGGCAGGUAUAUCAUUGCCGGCGGUGUAAAUGGGGGGGGAAUCAAGGUGUUUGAGAGGGUCGGGAAAAGUUUGAGCGUGGUUGCGAGCACGGAGGCAGUGGUGAAGCCGACUUCGUUCUUGUGGGUUUGA